GUAUAUUCAAAAAUAUAUUCUCAACUUUAAAUUGCAACAGUAAACAUGUACAAGGCUGUGCUUUUGGUCUGCGUUCAGGCGCUCACGAUCCAGUCAAUCGCUUCUCAGUGUAUUGGCGCUGGAUUUGCUGCAGCUCCCUGGGCAUCAGUCGCACCCUGCGCUGCCGCUGCUCCUUUAGCAGUAGCUGCUGGUCCCUGUGGUGCUUACGGCCCAGCUGCUUUUGCUGCUUCCAAUGGAGGCGGUUUUGGAGUAUCAAGCGCAUCUCCCAUCCCAGCAACUGGUGUAUCUGUUAUAUCCGAAAACGCAAUUGAAGGAGCCCUCACCGUUACUGGCGUUCUGCCAUUCUUAGGAACAGUGGCUUUAGAUGGUGUACUACCAACUGCUGGUGCUGGCAUUGUCUCAUACGGUUGUGGCAAUGGAGAAGUGGCAAUAGUAGCAGAAGACAUUGCUCCCAUUGGUAUUGGAGCUCCACUUGGCUAUGCUGAUGCCUACGGCUACGGUCCCUAUGGCUACGGAAACGGUCCGCUACCUGGACCUUACUCUCGCCCUGGUUGCGGUUGUGGUGGCCUCAUAUAAAUAGAUAAGGAAAUUAUUAUUUUUUUUAAUAAAGAUUUAUUAAAAA
Molecule: messenger RNA, 622 nt
Organism: Vanessa tameamea
Lineage: Eukaryota; Metazoa; Arthropoda; Insecta; Lepidoptera; Nymphalidae
Product: chorion class B protein PC10-like
Exons: 2
Coding region: 46-576 (176 amino acids)
Biological process (GO): chorion-containing eggshell formation; multicellular organism development
Cellular component (GO): egg chorion
Molecular function (GO): structural constituent of egg chorion
Source: RefSeq, a predicted model, not a curated record